Dipodomys ordii (Ord's kangaroo rat) is the source of this 5204-nucleotide messenger RNA. It is a transcript of the gene Plcb1, whose product is annotated as phospholipase C, beta 1 (phosphoinositide-specific). Gene Ontology annotation, biological process: memory; phosphatidylinositol-mediated signaling; lipid catabolic process. Gene Ontology annotation, cellular component: cytoplasm; nuclear speck. Gene Ontology annotation, molecular function: phosphatidylinositol-4,5-bisphosphate phospholipase C activity; calcium ion binding; calmodulin binding. The record is from RefSeq and is a predicted model, not a curated record. The transcript is spliced from 33 exons. Lineage: Eukaryota; Metazoa; Chordata; Mammalia; Rodentia; Heteromyidae. Bases 99 to 3620 code for a protein of 1173 amino acids.
CGGGAGCAGAGACGAGGAGAGCCCCGCGCCCCAGCGCUCCGCGCGCCCGGUCUCCGCCAAGCUCGCCCGGGGGCCGCCCGGAGCCUCGAUGAGCCCAGAUGGCUGGGGCUCAGCCCGGAGUGCACGCUUUGCAACUCAAGCCCGUGUGCGUGUCGGACAGCCUCAAGAAAGGCACCAAAUUCGUCAAGUGGGAUGAUGACUCUACUAUUGUUACACCAAUUAUUUUGAGGACUGACCCUCAGGGAUUUUUCUUUUACUGGACAGAUCAAAAUAAGGAGACGGAGCUGUUAGAUCUUAGUCUCGUCAAAGAUGCCAGGUGUGGGAAACAUGCCAAAGCUCCCAAGGACCCCAAAUUACGAGAGCUUCUGGAUGUUGGGAACAUCGGGCGCCUGGAGCAUCGCAUGAUCACCGUGGUGUAUGGCCCUGACCUCGUGAACAUCUCCCACUUGAAUCUCGUGGCUUUCCAAGAAGAAGUAGCCAAGGAAUGGACAAAUGAGGUCUUCAGUUUGGCAACAAACCUGCUGGCCCAAAACAUGUCCAGGGAUGCCUUUCUGGAAAAAGCAUACACAAAACUAAAACUACAAGUCACUCCAGAAGGGCGUAUCCCUCUCAAAAACAUAUAUCGCUUAUUUUCUGCCGACCGGAAGCGAGUUGAAACUGCAUUAGAGGCGUGUAGUCUUCCAUCUUCAAGGAACGAUUCAAUACCUCAAGAGGAUUUCACUCCAGAUGUGUACAGAGUUUUCCUGAACAAUCUUUGCCCCCGACCUGAAAUUGAUAACAUCUUUUCUGAAUUUGGUGCCAAAAGCAAACCAUACCUUACUGUUGACCAGAUGAUGGAUUUUAUCAACCUUAAGCAGCGAGAUCCCCGGCUAAAUGAAAUACUCUACCCACCUCUGAAACAAGAGCAAGUCCAAGUAUUGAUUGAAAAGUAUGAACCUAAUGAUAGUCUCGCCAAAAAAGGACAGAUAUCAGUGGAUGGAUUUAUGCGCUACCUGAGUGGAGAAGAAAAUGGAGUUGUUUCACCUGAGAAACUGGAUUUGAAUGAAGACAUGUCUCAGCCCCUCUCUCACUAUUUCAUUAAUUCCUCACACAAUACCUACCUCACAGCUGGUCAGCUGGCUGGAAACUCUUCCGUCGAGAUGUAUCGCCAAGUGCUUCUGUCUGGUUGUCGCUGUGUGGAGCUGGACUGCUGGAAAGGAAGGACUGCAGAAGAAGAGCCUGUCAUUACUCAUGGGUUCACCAUGACGACGGAGAUAUCCUUCAAGGAAGUGAUCGAAGCUAUUGCUGAGUGUGCAUUUAAGACUUCACCUUUUCCCAUUCUCUUGUCAUUUGAGAACCACGUUGAUUCCCCAAAGCAGCAAGCCAAGAUGGCAGAAUACUGCCGACUGAUCUUUGGGGACGCCCUUCUCAUGGAGCCACUGGAAAAAUACCCACUGGAAUCCGGAGUUCCUCUUCCAAGCCCGAUGGAUUUAAUGUACAAAAUUUUGGUAAAAAACAAGAAGAAAUCUCACAAGUCAUCAGAGGGCAGCGGCAAGAAGAAACUGUCGGAGCAGGCCUCCAACACGUGCAGCGAUUCCUCCAGUGUGUUUGAGCCCUCAUCUCCAGGAGCCGGGGAAGCUGAUACAGAGAGUGAUGAUGACGAUGAUGAUGAUGAUUGUAAAAAAUCUUCCAUGGAUGAGGGCACCGCUGGGAGUGAGGCCAUGGCCACAGAGGAGAUGUCUAACCUGGUGAACUAUAUUCAGCCAGUCAAGUUUGAGUCAUUUGAAAUUUCAAAAAAAAGAAACAAAAGUUUUGAAAUGUCUUCCUUUGUGGAAACCAAAGGGCUGGAACAGCUCACCAAGUCUCCGGUGGAAUUUGUCGAAUAUAACAAAAUGCAGCUCAGCAGGAUAUACCCAAAAGGCACCCGCGUGGAUUCAUCCAACUACAUGCCUCAGCUCUUCUGGAAUGCUGGCUGUCAGAUGGUUGCUCUGAAUUUCCAGACAGUGGACCUGGCUAUGCAGAUAAACAUGGGCAUGUAUGAGUACAAUGGGAAGAGUGGCUACAGACUGAAGCCGGAAUUCAUGAGGAGACCAGACAAGCACUUUGACCCAUUCACAGAAGGCAUCGUAGAUGGGAUAGUGGCCAACACGUUGUCAGUCAAAAUUAUUUCGGGUCAGUUUCUUUCCGACAAGAAAGUUGGGACGUACGUGGAAGUGGAUAUGUUUGGUUUGCCGGUGGACACAAGGAGAAAGGCAUUUAAGACCAAGACAUCCCAAGGAAAUGCUGUCAAUCCUGUCUGGGAAGAAGAACCAAUUGUGUUCAAAAAAGUAGUUCUCCCUUCCCUGGCCUGUUUGAGGAUAGCGGCUUAUGAAGAAGGAGGAAAAUUCAUUGGUCACCGGAUCUUGCCAGUGCAAGCCAUUAGGCCAGGCUAUCACUACAUCUGCCUGAGGAACGAGAGGAACCAGCCUCUGAUGCUGCCCGCUGUCUUUGUCUACAUAGAAGUGAAGGACUAUGUGCCAGAUACGUAUGCAGACGUGAUUGAAGCCUUGUCAAACCCAAUCCGAUAUGUGAACCUUAUGGAGCAGAGAGCUAAGCAACUGGCAGCCUUGACUCUGGAAGAUGAGGAAGAAGUGAAGAAGGAGGCUGAUCCUGGGGAAAUGCCAUCAGAGGCUCCAAAUGAAACCAGGACCACACCAGCAGAAAAUGGCGUGAAUCACACCACAUCCUUGACACCCAAGCCACCCUCCCAGGCACUACACAGCCAACCAGCUCCAGGUUCUGUAAAGGCACCUGCCAAAACAGAAGAUCUUAUUCAGAGUGUCUUAACAGAAGUGGAAGCACAGACUAUUGAAGAGCUAAAGCAACAGAAAUCAUUUGUAAAACUUCAAAAGAAGCACUACAAGGAAAUGAAAGACCUAGUAAAGAGACACCACAAGAAAACCACUGACCUAAUCAAAGAACACACUACAAAAUACAAUGAAAUUCAGAAUGACUACUUGAGAAGAAGAGCAACUUUGGAAAAGACUGCUAAAAAGGACAGCAAGAAAAAAUCUGAGCCCAGUAGCCCUGACCAUGGCUCCUCUGCCAUAGAACAAGACCUAGCUGCUCUGGAUGCAGAAAUGACCCAAAAGUUAAUAGACUUGAAAGACAAACAGCAACAGCAGCUGCUUAAUCUUCGGCAAGAACAGUAUUAUAGUGAAAAAUACCAGAAGCGGGAGCAUAUUAAGUUGCUUAUUCAGAAAUUGACAGAUGUUGCUGAAGAAUGUCAGAACAACCAAUUAAAGAAGCUCAAAGAAAUCUGUGAGAAAGAGAAGAAAGAAUUAAAGAAGAAAAUGGAUAAAAAGAGGCAGGAGAAGAUAACAGAAGCGAAAUCUAAAGACAAAAGCCAAAUGGAAGAGGAGAAGACAGAGAUGAUCCGAUCUUACAUCCAGGAGGUGGUGCAAUAUAUCAAGAGGUUAGAAGAAGCACAAAGUAAAAGGCAAGAAAAACUCGUGGAAAAACACAAAGAGAUUCGACAACAGAUCCUGGAUGAAAAGCCCAAGGGGGAAGGUUCCUCCUCAUCCCUGUCGGAAAGUUGCCAUGAGGAUCCCUCUAUCCCCCCCAACUUUACUCCCCCCAACCCUCAAGCUCUCAAGUGGUGACCACCGUCCUUCCGGCCAGCUGCAGACAGACUUGGAACAAGAAUACCAAGACAAGUUCAAAAGACUGCCCCUUGAGAUUCUGGAGUUUGUACAGGAAGCUAUGAAAGGAAAAAUCAGUGAGGACAGCAAUCAUGGCUCCGCCCCUCCCUCCUUGGCUUCCGACCCUGGAAAAAUGAACCACAAGCCUCCCUCCAGUGAGGAGGCGGAAGGAGAGGCCCCAGGAAGAGAGUUUGAUACUCCUCUGUGAUUGUUCCUGCCAAGGCCUUCAGGAUAUGCAUGACCACUCAAGCUUCAUUAGACUCUCUUACUAGAAUGAUCACUGCCUAGGACCAUCUUCCUGAGACGCAUCCUUUAGCCUGAAAUCCUCAUCAAAGGGAGAGUUCUGGAAGGAUCCAUGCAGAGGUCCUACACCCAGGCUCCAUGUGUCAUGUAGUAACUACUGCAGUGAAGAACGCACGUAUGUAGGAAUUUUUGUUUUGUUUGGUUGUUGUUGUUUCCUUUCUUUCCAAUAGUAAAUUCAAAGCAGGCAACUCCCAGGCUCCAUGGAACACUUAAUGAAGGACAGUGUCUCUUCUCUGAAGAAAUUCUGAACUCUUGUUUUUGUUUGAAGCUCUGUUGUAAAGUAUUUCAAAGUAACAGACAUAGAAAUGCAUAGCGCUAUUUAACACUAUGGAUCAUCCAACUUUGAGCUUUUUUUUCCCUAUCUGCCCCUCAACUCUAUAUUUUCAGGUUAAUAUGAAUAUUUCAUCCUUUGCUUUGCAAGCACUGGUGGCUUGCAGUUUGCUAAUUUAUUUACCUAUCAUAGACGCAUCAGUGUAUUUGUCGUUGAUAUGGCUUUACUAGCUACCGUAGUGACUCAAUUAGCUGGUUUUCUUUUUUUUUUAAGUUAAAAAAAUAGUAACUUGAUUAUGUCCUUGCCCCCCACCCCUAGUGAAGCCAUCCCAAGACACAGCAAUAUGGAUUGCACGUUUGGUUGCAUGAGCAAGUUGGCUGCAUGCUUUCAGGUGCAAUCUGAAUUGACUAUUUGCACUCAAAGUCUGGGUACACAUUGAUUGUUGGCCUGAAAUGAUCAAAUUGUUAGAAAUGAUCCAUUCUGUUGGAUUUUUUAAGAAAAGAACAUGCUGAUAUAUAUUAAGCAGAAAUUCAAUCAGGAUAAACAGGUCCUGAUGGUUCUUUUGCUAUCAGACAUUUUUAUGGUUCAUUUAUUUUUAAUAUAGAAAGAUUACAUAUUUAUCUAAACACACAGACCCAUGUACAAAUGCUAUGUUUUCUCCAUGUAUAUAGAUAUGCACUUAGCUAUGUAAGUACACACACGUGUGUAUGCACAAAUGUGGAUGUGUGUUCAUUAAUUGGCGAUGACUCAAAUCUCUUCCACUCAAAACCAAACCGAUAGAGAAGAAAAGGAUCAAGUAACUACAUUACAUCAAUGUUAAGUUAUAUGAAAAUUGUAAUAAAACAUUGAUGAAGCUAUGUAUGCAAUUUUAAGUAGAUUUAAGAUUUAUAAUAUGAAUCUGGUAGAUAUUUUAAGGAAUAAAAAUGAUUUUUAAAUAUCAGAUUCUAAGCUUGUUGCAAUGUUUGGAGUAG